Tribolium castaneum (red flour beetle) is the source of this 1323-nucleotide messenger RNA. RefSeq names its product Cellular retinaldehyde binding protein (gene Cralbp). The record is from RefSeq and is a predicted model, not a curated record. Lineage: Eukaryota; Metazoa; Arthropoda; Insecta; Coleoptera; Tenebrionidae. Bases 91 to 1098 code for a protein of 335 amino acids. The transcript has 6 exons. Gene Ontology annotation, cellular component: membrane. Gene Ontology annotation, molecular function: phosphatidylinositol bisphosphate binding.
UCGUAGUUGAUUGCACAGUAAUUGUUCAUUUUGGCCAGCAGUUGUGAUUCCGAAACGAUCGCUUCACGAGCACAUCAGAUAAAUUUUAGGAUGUCUGGAACACACCUAAUAAUGCCAAACCCUUGGAGCGAUAAAAACACGGCUCUUGUUGAGAAACAAUUAGUCUACAAGGAUCAAGAAGAGUUCGCUAAUCAACUUAUGAAAAUUGCGGGGAACGAACUCAGAGAGGAUGAAAAAACACGGAAACAAUGCUUGGAACAGCUCAGGGAGUGGAUAAGGAAAAAUCAGGACAUUGAAAACUGCCGUACUGAUGACAGAUUUCUUCUCCGUUUCUUACGAGUGAAGAAGUACAGUAUACACAUGGCUGAGCAAACCCUUUUGAAGUACUUAAACUUCAGGAAAAGGUUUAAAGAGUUUAUGUACGGUCUGGAUCAUCUUAAAAGCCCCCUCAUUAGCAAUGGUUAUAUUUUUGUGAGCCCGUUCCGGGAUGCUAAUGGGAGGAGAGUAAUUAUUUAUAAUGUAAGUAAAGUCGAUCCGCAUCAAUUUACCGGAACGGAUGUUGGCUUAGCUCAUGCCAUUACUUACGAGACUCUUUUGGCGGAUGAAGACAACCAGAUUGCUGGGGUUAACCAUGUUUGUGAUGCCGAUGGCCUAAGUGCUGCGUUUCUCACUCUGUGGUCCAUCACAGAGUUUGCAACGAUUAUUCGUUGGGGGGAGCAAUCACUGCCGAUGAGGCACAAGGAAAUCAAUCUUUUAAACUUCCCGUCAGCCCUUAAGUACGUCUACGACUUUGUUCACUCCACAAUUAAGAGUGAAAAAUUGAAAAACAGGAUUAUGAUUCAUGGCUCGUUAACCGAGCUGCAUAAUAAAGUGGAUAAAAGGUGUCUACCCUUGGAAUUGGGCGGUGUUAUGCCGGCGAAAGAAAUGGCAGAAUUGUGGAAGAAAGAAUUAGCUGCGAAAAGAGAGCUUCUCUUAUCUUACGACGCAAUGAAUUUGUUGAGUGACAGAGGUAUAAUAUGCAGGCGAAAUUUACCUAAUGAGGAUAAUACCGGCGUUGGGAGUCUUCCUGGAAGUUUUCGAAAACUUGAAGUUGAUUAAGUUUGUUUAAGUUUAACUUUAUUUUUUGUUUGUUUUAGAGUAGCAGUAGUUUGUUAAUUUUAAGUUGUUUCAUUGUUAAGUGAAAACACACCACUCAAAUCAUCACAAAACUGUAGAAGUUUCAUAGUUUCUUGUGCAAUAAGAGACAAUUUUAUUCAUUAUCUAGUAUGUAAUUUUAAUUGUUACUUUAGUUUUCAAAAAAACACUUUUUUCUCAGUCAUGAAA